GAAAAACAAUCUGCUGGCAGAAGCCUACAGCAUAGACAGAGAUGCCACAGCUGGUACAGAAGCCGGGUAAAUCCAUAGCAUGCCACAGAUGCCACGUGCGAAAAGUGAAAUGCUCAGGGGGUCAGCCUUGUGCAGCCUGUCGCGAUGGUGGGCAAAAUGUUGAAUGCGUUUACCCUAACCGUGAUCGUCAGAUCAAGCUGAGUCAACGAUAUGUGGAGACACUCCUAGAAGAGAUCGAACGAUUACGAAACAAUACUGCAGGCACACCAACAUCGCCUUUACCUACUGUUCAGACGGGAGAAAGGUUGAAAGAAACCUCGGAGCAUGAUGAAGGAAUGCAAAAUCCGCUGUUUAAGGAAAGACCAUGGUUUCACGCCGUGUCCUCUUUAGAUAUGCCGAUACACAUUGGCGAGGCUGCAGAUACAGCUUUUUCUACACGAUUCCGUCAAACUUACGUUCCAGAUUUGCUGGCAUCAUCUAUUCAGGAAUCGAAAUUCCGAUGGCCAAGCCCUGCUAGAGCACGAUUUCUACUGAAAGUAGCUCUAACCUCCAUAUGUCGCUACUAUCACAUCGUCCGCAAAAGUGUAGUCGAAGAAAGUCUUGAAGCGGCCAUCAAAAAUAACGGCCUCGGCGAAAGAUUAGUCAUUGGCAAGCUUCUGGCGCUCUUUGCAUUAGGAGAGGCUUAUUCCGCAAAGACUGCAGUUCACGUGCAAGGAACGGCAUUUCCUGGAUCCCCCUACUUCGAGCAAGUAACAAGAAUGGUUUGCUUCCCAACAGAACGGCCACAUAUGAACAUUAUAGAAAUCUCGCUUCUUCUUAGCCUGUACUCUUUUACGGUUAAUAGACGCCAUUCAGCAUAUCUUUUUGCUAGUUCGGCAGCUAGGAUCGGCCUUAUCAUGGGCAUGCAUCUCAAUAUGCCGGAAUCUCAAUGCCGAGAUCCUCUCGUAAUAGAGCACCGUGUACGCUUAUGGUGGUCAAUUUACAUAAUCGAUCGAACUUGCGCAUCUAAGCUCGGUUUACCUGUCACUAUUGCCGAUGACGACAUUCUGGUAAGUCUUCCAAGUAGAGAUGGGUGUGAUAGCACAGAUUGCAAUGAUUUCGGAGAUUUGGAGUAUGAACUGUGCAGUAUUGCUUUAUCCAAAAUUGCUGCCAAAUCCACGAAAGAAAUCUACAGCCGAACGCACCGUCGUGAGCCAUUUUCACAGCGGGUCCAAUCAAUUCUCAAGGAACUCAGUACCUGGCUGGAACAAUUACCAUCUAACUUACGAUUGAAAAACGACGGGUCAUCCUCUUCAGACCGCGCACAUAUUGUUUAUCUCCAUCUUAGCUUCAAUCAGGGUAUCAUUCUGGCUACGCGACCCAUUCUCCUACACGUUCUUGAUUGCCAUAGGAAUACACUGGCUGACCCAGAUGUUGGUCCGAGUGAUAGAGUGUCAGAGAAUGCACUGACACUAGCUGAAACCUGUAUCCAAUGUGCCAGGCACUCAUACCGGAUCAUUACGGAUGCAUGGAUUCAUGGGACAUUCGCUACUUUUGACUACUUCAAUACGCAAUACCUCUUCGUUGCAGCGACCGUUCUUGCGAUAUCUAGCCUUUUAGGAAAUCAACAAAACGACGGUGACAAACACAAUUUCGACAAUGCGGUUGAGCUUCUGCAACAACUAGAUCGAAGUGGUAGCUUUGGAGCCAAGGAAUUUUGUGAACAUAUCGAUGCUAUGCAACAAAGUAUGGCUGCUGUUCAUGAGAGCGAUUUGGUCCUGUCGCUGCCACAGAUUACACCAAACACGAACGAGGGUACGUUGGAAUCUCUCGGGGGCAAUGGCCUCACUGCAAGCAUGGCGCUAGCCGAACCUUCGUUCCAGGAUUUUCUCGCCGACACAGAUCUUGUUAUACAAGGAUUUGAUAAUCCCUCAAUCGAUAACCCAAAUACUCUCUACUGGCCUGAACUAUGGGGUGAGGGAUGGGCAUCAGCCGAUUGUUCCUAAGAACAUGGCGUGUAAAUGGAAUAUAAUAGUUUUACCGCAACCCGGUUGAAUCGAAGGCAAGAUACACGAGUUUAUUUAGCUAUACUAAUGAGAAGAAGAAGAAGAAGUGGUCAACCGGAUUUUGCAACCUGCCGGAUUGCGCUUGCUACAUACUCAAUGUUGUUUCCAUUCAACCCGCAGAUGCUCGCUCGACCAGAGG
Molecule: messenger RNA, 2184 nt
Organism: Aaosphaeria arxii CBS 175.79
Lineage: Eukaryota; Fungi; Ascomycota; Dothideomycetes; Pleosporales
Product: fungal-specific transcription factor domain-containing protein
Exons: 6
Coding region: 42-1985 (647 amino acids)
Biological process (GO): positive regulation of transcription by RNA polymerase II; DNA-templated transcription
Cellular component (GO): nucleus
Molecular function (GO): zinc ion binding; sequence-specific DNA binding; DNA-binding transcription factor activity, RNA polymerase II-specific
Source: RefSeq, a predicted model, not a curated record